Messenger RNA from Nerophis lumbriciformis (worm pipefish), 4911 nucleotides. RefSeq names its product rhotekin a (gene rtkna). Lineage: Eukaryota; Metazoa; Chordata; Actinopteri; Syngnathiformes; Syngnathidae. Gene Ontology annotation, biological process: actomyosin contractile ring assembly; mitotic cytokinesis; signal transduction. Gene Ontology annotation, cellular component: actomyosin contractile ring. The record is from RefSeq and is a predicted model, not a curated record.
UGUAUGUAUGUAUGUAUGUAUAUAUAUAUAGUGAAACCUUUAGCACCACUUAUUACAAGAUGUAAAAUAAUGUACAGUAUGUUUUUUUUCAAGCUUCUUUCUAUAAUUCUGUGUGAACUAGAAAAACUCCAAACAGAAUUUUAACUUGUGCAACCAAUUCUUGUGUCUACCAAUCAUUGAAUAUGUAUGUUUAUCAAUGCCACCUGGACAAAAAAAAACAACACAAUCAUUGAUGCCCCAAAAUGAAUAUGACAUCCAUGUCUUCUAUAAACUGUAUCGCUUCAGUGUACACACCCUCUAAAUAUCACUUUGACCGCUAGUCUGCAUAUACUGCACAGCUGACCACUGUGGGUCACAUUUGUAUUUUUAGACCAGCAUAGGCACUUGGAACACGUAGGGAAAGUAGUGUGUAAAUAUAGAUUUACUAUGUUGCUCUACAGCUGGUUGUAUUUAUAUCUUUUUACUGCAACGUGUAUCUCCUAUAAGAAACGUGCAUUAUUUUCUGCACACAUUAGAUAACUGAGGACAAACAUAAAGUGUGGGAUUUGUGUUUAAAUGUGUAAAUAUUAACACCAUAAAUUCCGGACUAUUUAUUCCACUUUUUUUUUUCCUACGCUUUGAACCAAGCGGCUAAUUUUUGGACUUUUCUUCGCUAAGGGCCUUAAUUUUUUGUAUUCAACAAAUAGUUUUCAAAUACGCCGGCAGAGACACUGAAAACGGUGUUAUUGUUUGUGGAACGGCGCCAUCUUGUGGACGAGUUCCCUCACCGCAGGUGCUUCCGGUUGAAUAUCUACUUCCUGUUUCUGCUUUAAACCGGAAGUAAAACCGUCCAUAGCGUUUCUGCUUGAAGGGAUUCUUAAUUCAUCACUCCAAGCAACGUUUGUAAGUUUUACAAUAUAACUAAAAUAAUUCUUACUUACUAAACCGUCCCAUGUGUGAUGUCUGUAGGAGUGUUUUCAUGCAUAUUUGUACGUGCUAUCGUAGUGUAAUGAUGCUAGCGUCGUUAGCAUUAGCUAAAUUGCUAACAUGUUUACGAGUGUCUGUGUUAGUAUUUUUAACUUACAAUGGCAUUCUUUUUGUUUUGUUUCAGUUUCACAAAUUCCUCAGUAAAUUCACCAAAACGUCACCGUGCAGUUAUUGAGUCUGUUUAGCUGAUUGGAGAGCUAGCUUCCACAGCUAGUGGGUCCAUGACGAUGACUUCUGUUGUGUGUCAUCAGCCGUUUUACUGCCGUGUUAUAGACACCGUUUGGAAACAAUUAAGGACAGCGACAUCCAGAAGAAAAUCGACCAUGAGAUCAGGAUGCGCGACGGGGCCUGCAAGCUGCUGGCCGCCUGCUCGCAGAGGGACCAGGCCUUGGAGGCGGCCAAGAGCCUGCAGACGUGCAGCACCCGCAUCAUGGCCUACAUGUCCGAGCUGCAGAAGAUGAAGGAGGCGCAGGUCAUGAAGAAGGUCGCGCGGAGGUCGUCGGACGCCGGCCCCAUGGACGCCAGACUACCGUGCAAAGGGAGAGUGGCCAUAUCAGAUCUCCGUAUUCCUCUCAUGUGGAAAGACACGGAGUACUUCAAGAACAAAGGAGAGCUUCAUCGCUGUGCAGUGUUUUGCCUCCUGCAGUUGGGAGGGGAGAUCUUCGACACGGACAUGGUGAUCGUGGACCGCACGCUGACGGACAUCUGCUUCGACAACACAAUAGUAUUCAGUGAGGCCGGCCCAGGGUUCGAGCUGCGCGUGGAGCUGUACAGCUGCUGCUCGGAAGACGACUGCUCGGCGGGGAGCACGCCCAGGAAGCUCGCCAGCAAGCUGAGCUCCUCUUUGGGUCGCUCGGCCGGGAAGAAACUGCGGGCGGCCAUGGAGCCCGGACCCUGCAGUCCUGUCAGCAAUGGAGGGGCAUCGCCUCUUCUGCUGCCCGUUCCUUCUGUGCCGGGCCCCAAGUACCACCUGCUGGCUCAUACCACCCUGUCGCUGUCACACGUCCAGGACAGUUUCCGCACACACGACUUCACCAUCUCCGGCAACGAGGAGUGCUCAUACUGGCUGCCCCUCUAUGGAAGUGUGUGUUGCCGCCUGGCAGCCCAGCCUCACUGUAUGACCAAACAGAUGAUGAGCGGACCUUUGAAGGUGUCGCAGUUGGGAGGUGAGCGCCACAGCUGGACUAACGUGCACGGCGUCCUGAAAGGAAGCAGCCUGUGCUGCUACCAACGACCAGAAGACGUGGAGAACAACGUUGACCCAGCCUUCACUAUCGCCAUCAACAAGGAGACUAGGAUAUGCGUGACGGAAAAGGACGCUCAGGGCAAAGCUCAGAACGUUUGCGUCAGUAACCAGUAUGGAGGUGAAGAGGUCACGCACACACUGACCACAGGCGAUGGAGAGGAAACACACAGAUGGAUGGAGGCCUUCUGGCAACACUUCUAUGACAUGAGCCAGUGGAAGCAGUGCUGUGACGACUUGAUGAAAAUUGACCAGCCGUCGCCGCGAAAACCAGCCCCUGUCACACCCAAGCAGGGCUCCCUUUACCACGAAAUGGUUAUUGAGUCUUCGGAUGAGUUGGGCAGCAGCGUGUCGGACAUGUUUGCUCGGAGGAUGCAGGAGUUGGAGCUGCGCAGCCAGUGGGGCGCGUCCCCCACCUGGAUGUCCCUGUUUGAGGAGAACCACGGCAGGAGCGCCGCCCACCCUCGCCCGUGCACCCCCCGGCUGGCCGGCCACAGCCCGCUCGACCCUCGCCGCCUCACCCGCAGCCCCGCCAGCCCCCAGCGAGGUCUCCUGUCCUCGGACGCCAGCCUGACGUCGGACAGCGACAGCCACUGCAGCACCAGUCCCUGCUCCCGCCAUCACGGCUGGCCCGAGCUCCCGCCCAGCUUCUCCCUCCUGACGUCCUCCUCGCCUUCCCGCCUGAGGCCUCGCACGCUGUCCCUAGACGCUAAACUGAGUACGCUGCGGGGGAGGGGCUACGCAGGGGGCGGGGCCUUCCACUGCACCUGCCAGCCCGCCGCCGCCCCCGCCGCCUCCUCGCGGUCGCCGCUGUCCCAGCGCAGCACGCAGACCACGCUGUCCUGCUCCAGCUCCACGUCCAGCAGCAGCUCCAGCAACAGCGAGGGAGGACACAGUCCCGAGUCUUCGGAGUGCGCCGCCUUCUCUCGGCCCUCGCCGGCCCGCCGCAGCCUUAGGAACCUCAGGGCCAGACUGGACCCUCGCAACUGGCUCCAAAGUCAGGUGUGACCUCCCGAGUGGGCUCGUCCAUGAUCAUGUGACUCCUGGGGUGUUUAUAGGACAAGACCAGACUGGUGACAAUCACUAUGAUUAUGACUAUGAUUGUGAUAACGAUUAUGAUUAUGACUAUGAUCAUGAUUACGAUUAUGAUCAUUACUAUGAUCAUGAUCUUUAAUAUGAUCACGAUUAUAGUCAUGAUCAUUAUUAUGAUUGUGAUCAUGAUUAUGACUGAUUGUUUUUUAUAAUCAUGAUGAUGAUCAUGAUUUUAUAAUCGUGAUUAUUAUUGUUGUGAUUACGAUUAUGAUCAUGACUAUGAUUAUGACUAUGGUCAUGAUUAUAUCAUGAAUAUGAUCAUGAUCACGAUUAUGGUCAUGAUCAUUAUUAUGAUUAUGAUUGUGAUCAUGAUUAUGAUUGUGAUCAUGAUUAUGACUGAUAAUUUGUAUAAUCAUUAUGAUCGUGAUUUUACAAUCGUUAUUAUAGUUGUGAUUAUGAUUGUGAUUAUGACUAUGAUAAUUUUUAUAAUCAUGAUUAUGAUCGUGAUUUUACAAUCGUGAUUAUGACUAUGGUUGUGAUUAUGAUUGUGAUGAUCAUGAUUAUAUCAAGAAUAUGAUCACAGUUAUGGUCAUGAUCAUUAUUUUGAUUGCAAUCAUGGUUAUGAUUGUGAUCAUGAUUACGACUAUGAUCGUUUUUAUAAUCAUGAUUAUGAUCGUGGUUUUCCAAUCGUGAUUAUGAUGAUCAUGAUCGCGAUUAUGAUUAUGAUCACGAUUAUGAUCAUGACUGUGAUUAUGAUUAUAUCAUGAAUAUGAUCAUAAUUAUGAUCAUGAUCACGAUUAUGGUUAUGAUCAUUAUCGUGAUUAUGAUUAUGAUCACGAUUAUGAUCAUGACUGUGAUUAUGAUCAUGAUUAUAUCAUGAAUAUGAUCAUAAUUAUGAUAAUGAUCACGAUUAUGGUUAUGAUCAUUAUUAUGAUUGUGAUCAUGAUUAUGACCGUUUUUAUAAUCAUAAUUAUGAUUGUGAUUUCACAAUCGUGAUUAUGAUCACGAUUAUGAUAAUGACUAUGAUUAUGAUAAUGACUAUGAUUAUGAUCAUGAUUAUAUCAUGGAUAUGAUCAUGAUCACGAUUAUGGUCAUGAUCAUUAUUAUGAUUGUGAUCAUCAUUAUGACUGUGAUCGUUUUUAUAAUCAUGAUUAUGAUCGUGAUUUUAUCAUCGUGAUUAUGAUGAUUAGGGUUAUUAUGAUUGUGAUUAUGAUUGUGAUUACGAUUAUGAUCGUGAUUAUGAUGUCACGACUGGGAGGUACUCGCCCACUUUGACACUUUGCUGCUUGCUGUUACUCUUCUACCUUCACUUCUUUCAACUGGAAACUCUUUUUUUUUUUUUUUUUUGUAUGUUUUGCCCUCCUCAUCAUCCACCUGCAGUAUUUCUGGGACUACACGGUGUACUUUCUGAAAAAGAUGUCUAUAUGUUUGCCACCAUCAAACGUCAGCAUGUGUCAGAAUGUGUUUCAAAGGUGUCCAUCUCUUGCCAAGACUGUGAUCUCUAACUAUUUAAUAAUAAUAAUAAUAAGUAUGAUGUUAUUCUUAUUUUCCCCACACACGUUUUGUUGGCGCUUUUACUGACCUGAGAUUGUCAUUAUAAGGAAAGGGAAAAAAGCAGUAUUAGGGCCAUGAAGAGAAUUAAUUAAUUAUAUAUAUAUAUAUAUAUAUAU